CUUCACCACCUCGACACGCGCUCGUGCUGAGGGGUCCAUGAUUCCCAAGAUAUGCAACGCUGGACCUUGCAUUUCUUUGUGAUAUUGUCACUCACUAGCCUUGCUCUUUCCGAUGUAGCCGCAUGUGUUGCGGCGUGUCAAUUGGCACUGAGAAGUGUCUCUUUUGAAGAUACACCCGCCAAUCUUCCUUACUACUCCACGCAAUGUUCGAGCGCGUUGCGUCUACAGUCAGUCUAUGCAUGUAGCUGGAAGUACUGCCCAGCUACCGCCAUUCAACCUGGCUUGGAUCAAGCCAACAAGACUUGUGUCCAAUAUGGAAACGUCACCUUGCCGUCGUUGGACGGUUUCGGCAAUCUGGAUCCUGGCGAUAUCGACAGUCUGCGAGUUCUGAAUCGAACAGAUGUGUUGAUGGAUCUGAAUAUCAGCCAACCGGCGAUUCCUUCUCAGCUGUUGUUUGAAGAUGCUAGACGGACAAAUGCAGCAUAUCAGACAUCGAUGACCAGUAGCGUCCUGUAUGCUAUUGUCAUGUUUGUCUUCUGGACCCUUGUUGUUCUCACUGGACUCGGCUUUCGUUUCGUUUCAUUUCUCAGUCAAAAGGCCAGGUUCAGGAAGGAAUUCGGAGGAGGAAGUGGUCGAUAUGCCAGAUUCGAGCGAGAUGUUACGAGACAGUUGAAACAGCAUCUACUCGUCCCAGCGGCUUUCUCUCAUCAUUGUGCUGAACCUCUGGGAUGGUGGAUCGUCCCUCCCAGACUCCAAUCACUUAUUAUCCUGACCUUUGUUGUCUUGAACGUCAUCCUCAGUUUCGGCCAUUAUGAUGUCUUCUCUACGAAUCUCUACUGGCCGGAUCACCGCCUCCAGUACGCACGAUAUGUCGGGGAUCGGACAGGAGUUAUGGGAACUGCCAACUUGACCUUAAUCUACCUAUUUGCCACAAGGAAUAACGUCCUUCUCUGGAUUACUGGCUGGAGCUUCGAAACUUCAAUGCAAUUCCACCGGUGGGUCGCCAGAGUUUCGACCGUUCAGGCCAUCGUCCACAGUCUUGCGUACAGUCUGUACGUCUUGGUUGAAGGCGGCAUGUCGCAUUACCGAGCUGUGUGGUUACAAAGAUACUGGACAUUAGGUGCCGUCGCGACAGUAGCCAUGAGCCUUCUCCUGGUCUUCUCACUCUACCCCAUUCGCCAUAAAGUAUACGAAUUGUUUUUAUUCCUGCAUACGACAUUAGCGGUCCUCGUUCUCAUCGGCAUGUGGUAUCACGUGGAAAUCUUCAGCGGCGCAUACAACGUCUUUCUAUGGCCAUGCAUCAUCAUCUGGAUUGCCGAUCGAGUGGCUCGAUUGUGGAAAGUGAUACGAUACAAUAUCCCCUAUCGCGCCGGGUUUGCCACAUACAGUCCUCAAACCAACGUCGUGUGGUUGAACGUCCCUCGAGUUUCCUCGUCUAUUCCUGUUCCAGGUUCAUAUUACUUUCUUUACCUGUUACACGGCACGAAGUGGUAUGAAAGCCAUCCAUUUACGUUAAGUGGUUGGGAAUGUCAAGACCAAGCCCAAGCCCAAGACCUCGACCAAACACGAGACCUAGCUCUCACUACUACCACCGCCACCACAUCAACACAUAAACAAGCCUUGAAUCUCCAAUUCAUCAUCCGACCAUACAACGGCCUGACCGGCCGAUUCCGCGAUCUCGUCCGAUGUCAAGGCGGCGACCACAAAAACGGCCGAAACGUACGAGUUCUCGUCGAAGGACCAUACGGACCAAAACACAAUCUUCAACAAUACGACACGAUUGGAUUUAUUGUCGGAGGCACCGGCGUAGCCAUUACCCUUUCCUACAUCUCCGACAUGUUAUUCUCCGCUCGAUCCAAAAUCGGAGCUGGAAGUCCUGGAUACACUUACCGCGUCCAUCGCCUGCACAUCGUCUGGGCAGUUCGAGAACUAUCUCUAUUCCAAGAAACAUUCGACCGCGAACUUCGUCCCAAACUCACUGAAAUGAGUAAACUCUCCGGCCGACCGAUGGAAGUCCAUAUCCAGAUCUACAACACGGGAGGCACAAAUAAUGAGGAACAACGACAAAGUACCGAUGCGGCGAUUCGAGAUGCCGAGUUGGAACCAAUGGUCUCAUCAGACGAUUCGGUACAGUUUUUACGUGGAGAUGAAGAAUUGCAACCAGAUGAACAUUCUCCUUUGUCGUCUCCGCCGGGGACGGUCACGCCGGAUGGCUUGAGAUUGUCGAUUUAUAGACAUAGGCCAAGGUUGGAGAAUAUUGUGAUGAGGUUUGUGGCGAGUGAUGUGGGCGAUGAUAAUAGUACGUGUGCGAUUGUCGCUUGUUGUCCGGCGGCGAUGGCGGAUGAUGCGAGGAAGGCGGUGGUCGAGGCUAUUGGGCAGGGAUAUGGAGGGAUUGAUUUUUAUCCCGAGAGUUAUGCUUGGUAAGAAAGAACAGGGAGGUGAAGGGAGGGAGAGAAGUAGUUAGGAGGGAGAAUAGCGUGGGUUUGGAAUUUGGAGUUCGUUUGGAGUCUGGGUCUCUCGUGGGUGGGUGGAACAUGAAACGACAUUUAGAAAGGUAAUACAUUCUUUGGGAAUUCAAAGACAGAUCACGAAAUUUACGAUUUUGAUGAUUCAAUGGUCA
This is a messenger RNA of Exophiala mesophila, 2620 nucleotides long. RefSeq lists its product as uncharacterized. Lineage: Eukaryota; Fungi; Ascomycota; Eurotiomycetes; Chaetothyriales; Herpotrichiellaceae. The transcript has a single exon. Gene Ontology annotation, biological process: iron ion transport; intracellular iron ion homeostasis; copper ion import. Gene Ontology annotation, molecular function: ferric-chelate reductase activity. Gene Ontology annotation, cellular component: plasma membrane. The record is from RefSeq and is a predicted model, not a curated record. The coding region runs from base 52 to 2424 and encodes 790 amino acids.